CUGUCCAAGACCGAGUGCGGAAGUAAAAACUGUACUGUGCGGGUUCUGGAUUCCGUACUCCUGUGGACGGUUUGCAAGAUCCUCCACCGACACAGACUGCUUUCAAUUCAAAACAAACAUUUGUGAUUACCAGAAGUACACGAGAUGGCAGGACGAUUACCGGCGUGUGUUGUCGACUGUGGUACAGGAUACACAAAGCUGGGGUAUGCAGGGAACACAGAGCCACAGUUUAUUGUUCCGUCAUGUAUUGCAAUCAAAGAGUCAGCCAAGGUUGGAUCAAGGACGGUCAAGGGGGUGGACGACCUGGACUUCUUCAUUGGCGACGAGGGGAUAGACAAGCCCAAUUACGCCACAAAGUGGCCGAUCCGUCACGGCAUCGUGGAGGACUGGGACCUAAUGGAGAGGUUCAUGGAGCAGGUCAUCUUCAAGUACCUGAGGGCAGAGCCUGAGGACCACUACUUCCUGUUGACAGAGCCUCCUCUGAACACACCAGAGAACAGAGAGUACACCGCAGAGAUCAUGUUUGAGUCCUUCAACGUCCCAGGGCUCUACAUCGCAGUGCAGGCUGUCCUGGCACUGGCGGCCUCCUGGACAUCCAGACAGGUAGGGGAGAGGACACUGACGGGGACGGUCAUCGACAGUGGAGACGGAGUCACCCACGUUAUCCCUGUGGCUGAGGGCUAUGUCAUCGGCAGCUGUAUAAAGCACAUUCCCAUCGCUGGUCGUGACAUCACCUACUUCACCCAGCAGCUUUUGAGGGAGCGGGAGGUGGGCAUCCCCCCAGAGCAGUCCCUGGAGACAGCCAAGGCAGUCAAGGAGCGGUUCAGCUACGUGUGUCCGGACCUAGUGAAAGAGUUCAGCAAGUACGACACGGACGGCUCCAAGUGGAUCAAGCAGUACACCGGCAUAAACAACAUCAGCAAGAAGGAGUUCACUGUCGACGUAGGCUACGAGCGCUUCCUCGGCCCUGAGAUUUUCUUCCACCCAGAGUUUGCCAAUCCUGACUUCACCCAGCCCAUCUCUGAAGUUGUGGACGAGGUUAUCCAGAACUGCCCCAUUGAUGUCAGACGUCCCCUUUACAAGAACAUUGUAUUGUCGGGCGGCUCCACCAUGUUCAGGGACUUUGGGCGGCGCCUGCAGAGGGACCUGAAGAGGACGGUGGACGCCAGGCUGAAGAUGAGCGAGGAGCUGAGCGGGGGCAAGCUCAAGCCCAAACCAAUUGAUGUGCAAGUCAUCACUCAUCAUAUGCAGAGAUAUGCAGUGUGGUUCGGAGGAUCCAUGUUAGCCUCAACUCCUGAGUUCUACCAGGUAUGCCACACCAAAAAGGACUAUGAGGAGAUUGGACCUAGCAUCUGUCGCCACAACCCCGUGUUCGGAGUCAUGUCUUAACUGUGGCCCUCCAACAUCCUAAUGGUUAGACCGGGUGGGGUCGGUAGGGUUGGGUUGGGAAGGGAGACAGUGGGUCAGGGGUGGUGAGUUUGUGCUUUUUGAUUGCUUGUUCACUCUGGAUGUACAGAACGAGAGGCGAUACAGAGGUUUUUUUUGUUUGUUUUU
This is a messenger RNA of Oncorhynchus masou masou (cherry salmon), 1554 nucleotides long. Its product is annotated as actin-related protein 3-like. Gene Ontology annotation, cellular component: Arp2/3 protein complex; actin cortical patch. The transcript is spliced from 12 exons. Bases 145 to 1389 code for a protein of 414 amino acids. The record is from RefSeq and is a predicted model, not a curated record. Gene Ontology annotation, biological process: Arp2/3 complex-mediated actin nucleation. Lineage: Eukaryota; Metazoa; Chordata; Actinopteri; Salmoniformes; Salmonidae. Gene Ontology annotation, molecular function: actin filament binding.